This is a messenger RNA of Patiria miniata (bat star), 3792 nucleotides long. It is a transcript of the gene eif4b, whose product is annotated as eukaryotic translation initiation factor 4B-like. The record is from RefSeq and is a predicted model, not a curated record. NCBI's taxonomy places the organism in Eukaryota, Metazoa, Echinodermata, Asteroidea, Valvatida, Asterinidae. Gene Ontology annotation, molecular function: RNA binding. The transcript has 15 exons. Bases 129 to 2327 code for a protein of 732 amino acids.
CGUUUACUGCUUAUGUUUUUGCGAUCGCCGAUAAACCAUAAAAUAAAUAAAUAAUCUAUGAACAGAUUAAAGCGCUUGGUGAAGUUUAUUACAUCCGGGCAAUUGCAGUCGUGGUUUCUUCAUCCAAGAUGGCUGCGCAAGGCAAGAAGAAGAAGGUUAAGGGAAAGACAUUGAAUCUCAAUGACUUCCUGUCUGAUGGGACCAGCAAUGCGCCGGGUACCAGCUAUGUCAUGGCCAAUAAGUCAUGGGCGGAGCAGACAGACGAGGCAGAAGACACAGUCAUGCCAUUUAUGGAUACUAAACCACUGCCCAACCGAGCUGCCUUACCGACAGCCCCUCGCAGUGCCCAACCGUCUGAGAUUGACCGCUCCAAACUGCCUGAUAAGCCACCCUACACUGUCUAUCUGGGCAAUAUUCCCUUCGAUGCCGACGAAAUGGACAUCACCAACUUCCUGGUCAAUUGCAAUGUGAGUCAGGUGCGUUUACCCAAGGAAGGUGACAGGCUGAAAGGUUUUGGAUAUGCUGAGGUGGACGACAUGGAAUCGCUCAUGACUGCUUUGGCACUCAAUGACCAGACGAUACGAACAAGACGUAUUCGAGUGGAUCUUGCCGGCCAGAAUCAUCAAGAUGGAAAAGACGAUCGUACAAACAGUGACUGGAGAGCAAGAAGCAGCGAUGGUGGGUCAUCCUUUGGACGAGGAGAGGAUCGGCGAGGCAAUAGAUACUCAGACCGUUACCAGGACAGGUCAAGUUAUGAUAGAUAUGGUGAUGCCGACAGAGGCUACGGCUUUGACAGAAGGACAAACGAUGGGUCCUAUGGUGGAAGAAGAAACGAUGAUUUUGGUAGCAGCGGCGGUAGCAGUGAAGAUAAUUGGAGACGUGCACCUGCUGAACCUUCCAGCAGUGCAUUUGAGAAUCGCAGUAGGGGUGGGGGCUUCGGUGGCGAUAGGGAUCGUGGAUUCGGCAACGAUAGGGGUUUUGGCAGUGAUCGUGACAGGGGUUUUGGUGGGGAUCGUGACAGGGGUUUUGGUGGGGAUCGUGACAGGGGUUUUGGUGGGGAUCGUGACAGGGGUUUUGGUGGGGAUCGUGACAGGGGUUUUGGUGGGGAUCGUGACAGGGGUUUUGGCAGUGAUCGCGACAGGGGUUUUGGUGGGGAUCGCGACAGAGGCUUUGGCGGUGAUAGGGACCGCAGUUUUGGUGGUGACAGAGAUCAAGGCUUCGGUGGUGAUCGUGACUGGGGCGACAGAGGCAGUAGAUCACGAGGAUUUGAAAACUUUUCUGAACCUCGAGACAGGAGCUUUGGUGACCGGGAUCGUGGAUUCAGGGAUAGAGAUUACGGAGAGCGGGAUGGCAGGAGGCCUUAUGGGGGCGGGGGCUUCUCAAGAGGAGCCGAUCAAGAUGGUCCCCCAGAAAGCGGCCAUGAACAAGAAGGUCCACGGGAACGCAAGAAGCUUGUCUUAACCAAGAGAUCUGAUCAUCCAGGCGAAACACCGGCACCUUCAAGUAAGCCCUCCUCAUCGAUAUUUGGUGCGGCAAAACCUGUGGACACUGCAGCCCGCGAGCGGGCAAUUGAAGAGAGAAUAGAGCGAGAGAGACGACUGGAGGAACAAGAGAAGAUGAAAUCGGAGAAGGAUAAAGAGACCAUUGUCAGGAGGGAAAGACCAGAGCGCCCUCGACGAGAGAGUGAAGGAGAAGGCAGAACAAGACACAGCAGCUCCAGCUCAGGCAAAGGAGGACCCAGGCCAAUUAUCGCAAGAAGAGAGAGUGAGCGAUCAAAUGAGGAUGACUCGGCGUUCCACAAGGAAGAGCCACUGUCUCCAACCUCCCCAACCGCUCCUAAAUCACCCAAGACCCCAAUCUCACCAAGGGAGGAAGUCAGCCUGCAGAACGCCAUCCCAGCGCCCCCACCCAAGGAGAAUGCGUGGGCCAAACGCAGCGAGACUGUCACGUCGCCUCCACCCAGUUCAGUGUCAUCGCAGUCACAUACAUCACCACCUUCUAGAGAGGCUGACGGGAGUAGGCACCGAGGGGAAGGGAGGCAGGAGACUGGUGGAUCGGAGUCUGGGAGGCAGUACAGAGAAGCAGGCCCGCCUAAGGAGAAUGCUUGGAAACGAGAUGGGAAACCAGCCGCAGGGGGCCGGGGAGAACAAGGAGGUUACAGUAAGAAACCAGGUGAUCAUGGGGGCCCAGGAGCCGGUAGAGGUGACCCACAAGCACACCCUGCGAGGGACAACAGACGCAAGGAAGAACGACCGGUCAAAAAAACACCGGCAGAAAUGCCCAAAUAUGAGAAGCCUCCACCACCCGUAGAAUUGGAGUCAACCUAAUAAGUUCUCCAGCUUGAUGACAGAAGACGACCCCCAAGGCUCUGACUAACCUAGCUUGGGACUCGCCUCCAUGCUCCUCAUAUCAAGGCAGUGUAUCGAUAGACCCUUUAGUACAGGCUAGCCUCUAUGACCGCGCACUGCUCCCAUUUGAAUGGUAUUGUGAGCAAUUAAACAUAUCAAAUAUGCUUCAGAAAAGAUCUUUUUAGAGUAAAACCAUAAUUCUGAAUAAGAAAAGAACUGGGAGAAAUGAGAGAAAUGUGCUGCUGGUACAAGUCACUAAAACCUGAAGUAAAUGAAUUAUAAAAACUUAAUCACUUCAUAUACAUGUACAUGUAUUUUCCUAUUUAUUUCGUUCAAAUGAUAUCUGGAUUGAUAGUGUGGAAAUAAGGUGGGAUUUAUUUUUGAGUUUUCAUUUUGUCUUUUUUUUUUCUCUUCAAAUCAGUCCAUUAUGUUUUCAGUUAUUUCAACCGGGGGAAUUUUAAAUUUGGUAUGAGGUCUUACAAAAUGCUUAGUAUUCUUAACUGCUCUGUUCCAAUAAUGUUUGUUCUAAAAAAUUGCGAUGAAGUAUUUUGAGUGGUAAAACCUUGGAGAGAAAGCUGUUUGACAUCCUUGCAAAUAAGGUGCUUGAUUUUUUGUUGUCUGUGUGGUUGGUUUGUCCCCUAAUUACUACUUCAACUGAAGUUGUAAACUUUUGUUUCCUGAUCAAUAAGAAACAGUCUAUUUUCAAGUUGAUUCGUUUUUAUCAGCGGGGAACUUGGCAGCUGUUAUGUUUAACCGAUUUGUAAUUUGUAUGGUGUAUCUUAAAUAUCUGUUUAUCGCAGGAAUACAAAUUGCCAAAAUUUCAAAGAAGAAAACGCAACUAAAGGAAUUGUGCUGUUUGUAAUCAGUUUUUUGAAAAGUAACAUUUGAUGACAAUAAAAUUGAAUUACAUGUUUAACACAAAUUUAAAAAAAUGUUAGAAUUAUGAAAUUAAAUGUAUUUUUUGAGGAAAUCACGUAAUUUUUCUUUUCUUCAACAGAAAUUUGCUGCCAGAAACUGGUUUUUAUUUCUUAGUUUUCAGAGAAUUCUUAAAAGGAGUAAAUGACAAUAGACUCAUUGGCAUAGGACACAUCUUUAUUUUGUAAAGUAACAAACAUUCAAACUAAUGCCAAUUUCCAUUGCAUCGAUGUUAAUACGUGAACCACUUGUAAAUGUACAUUUGUAAUAAUUAAACAAUUAAAGAGGUGUACUUUUAUAUUAAAAGCGUAGAAAUGUUUGGCCCGUAAUGGUAGAUUAUGAUAAGCGUCUAGGGAAUUUUGCCACUUGAAACUGGUUUAUUCAGAGGCCAAAUACAUACAUGUAACGGGAAACAUAAAAUCGUCCACUGUGUAUCAAAUGACGUACAACGUUAGUGUGUAGUGUAGAAUCGACAGGAUUUUUUUCCAGCUCCAUUCUUAACUAGUAAUAAAUCUUAAUGGUGUUUAAA